AUGCAAGCUCUAAAUAAGAACACAACAAACUUUUCAAACUAUUCUAAGAUAUCUGAGUCAUUGAAAGGGGGUGACUUAAAACUGACAAUAAACCCAAUGACAGAUGAGUUUCUAUUUCAAGACAAUAAGAACAAUACUGUCUGUAUAAAUCCAACAAAAGGAACUUUAAACGAGAAACCUAUAAAUGAACUUCUUUUGAAAGCAGAUGUUGACAACAAAGCUGACAAAGAAUAUGUAGACGAUGCAAUAGCAAAAGAAGAAGAAAGAGCUAACAAUGCUUAUGCAACAAAAGAACAUACUCAUCCUGAACUAGCAGACAAAACAUAUGUUGACAAUAAAAUGUCAAGUGAAGUGACAAGAGCUGAAAACGAAUAUUCUAAAAAGACUCAUAUACAUUAUAUUAACCAAAUACCAAGUCUUAGUGAAACUUUAAAUAGUAAAGCAAACUAUGGUCAUACACAUGCCAUUGCAAAUAUUACAAACUUACAAGAAACCUUAAACAGGAAAAGUGACGUUGGACAUACACAUACAUCUUCUGAAAUAACAGACUUAAACGUUAGCCUUGAAAAUAAAGCAGAUAAGAAACAUAAGCAUUAUAUAAUAGAAUUUGUUGAGCGUAUAAACCUUGAAACAAACUAUGAAGAAUAUCUUGAACGAACAGAACAAGAAAGAGAUGUAGAUGGAAAUAUUUAUACGCUUUUUACAAGAAAAAAACCAACACUAGACUAUAAUGAGUAUGUUCUUUUGUUGCAUAAGCAUUGUUAG
This is a messenger RNA of Trichomonas vaginalis G3, 765 nucleotides long. Its product is annotated as phage tail repeat-like family. The record is from RefSeq and is a predicted model, not a curated record. The coding region runs from base 1 to 765 and encodes 254 amino acids. The transcript has a single exon. NCBI's taxonomy places the organism in Eukaryota, Parabasalia, Trichomonadida, Trichomonadidae.